UAUGGCUUUGCAGAAUAUCGGUGCUUCAAACAGCGAUGAUGCCUUUUAUAGGUACAAGAUGCCUAAGAUGAUAACAAAAAUUGAAGGUCGUGGCAAUGGCAUCAAGACUAACAUUGUGAACAUGGUUGAUAUUGCUAAAGCACUGGCUAGGCCUGCUUCUUAUACAACAAAAUAUUUUGGAUGUGAGUUGGGGGCACAGUCUAAAUUUGAUGAUAAGACAGGGGUUUCUUUGGUUAAUGGGGCCCAUGAUACUGCUAAGCUUGCUGGUCUGCUUGAGAAUUUUAUUAAGAAGUAUGUGCAAUGCUAUGGUUGUGGCAACCCUGAGACAGAGAUUAUUAUCACCAAGACCCAGAUGUUAACCCUAAAAUGUGCAGCCUGUGGAUUUGUGUCUGAUGUUGAUAUGAGGGACAAGCUGACCACCUUUAUUCUGAAGAACCCACCUGAGCAGAAGAAGGGAGCAAAGGAGAAGAAGGGAAUGAGGAGGGCUGAAAAGGAGAGGAUGAAAGAAGGCGACACUGCUGAUGAGGAACAGAAGAAGCUGAAGAAGGAAGCAAAGAAGAAAGGAGUCACCUCUACCAAGGAAGUAACCUCUUCAAAGGCUACCGCUGCUAAGAAGAAAGCUGGAGGUGGCUCUGAUGAGGAUUGUUCAGCUUCCCCUCUUGGCAGUCGAAAUGUUGCUGCCAAUGCUGCUGCUGAUGAUGACGAUGUCCAGUGGCAGACAGAUACCUCAUUGGAGGCAGCUCAACAGCGUAUCCAGGAACAGCUGAGUUCUGUGACAGCUGAGAUGGUAAUGCUCUCAACCAGUGAGUCCAUCCCAGAGAAGAAAACAGAAAAAGUAAACAAGGGAGUUACCAAUGGCAGUGUGAAACACGAGGAGAAAAAUGGUGCAGGCCAAAAUGCUGUCCUAUCCAACAGUUAUGACACAUUGCUAGGGAAGAUCAGAAACAAUUUGAACAAGGGAUCUACCCCCAGCCAGCUGCAGACUUUUCUGGGUUCUCUGACUGCAUCUCGUCCGGAGGUUAUGGCUGCUCUCUUUGAAGCUCUCUUUGAGGGAGUGGGGAAAGGGUUUUCCAAGGAGGUUGGGAAGAAAAAGAAGUACAUUGCUGCUGCUGUCCAUGGUGAAGACUCCCAGGUGCUUCUGCUCCAUGCUAUCGAAGCCUAUUGUGGCAAGUGUAGCCCAGAAGCUGUGAAAGAAGUUGCCCUUGUUGUGAAAGUACUUUACGAUGAUGACAUCCUGGAAGAAGAGACCAUAAUUAAGUGGUAUGAAGAAGGUACUGCAGGUGGCAAGAACUCUCAGGUAUUCAAAAAUGUGAAGCCCUUUGUGGAGUGGCUUCAGAGUGCAGAGUCUGAAUCCGAUGAAGAGUGACAACAUGCAUUUUUCAUUUGCGUUUGCUGUGGCUGUCAUCAUAGCAAGUCAUAUAAGUCUGAAUGUUUCAGAGUCGUAUGUGAAGGGCUCAUCUACCAAGCCCUCGUCGGUUUGAGUUGGUCUGUGUGAUGGUCAUAUCGUCGCUGUGCAAUAAGCUUGAUUGGUGUCCAAGCAGCGGAAAACAACUUAGUUGUAAUAAGUUUGGUUCAGUCAUUUGGAUUCUUUUA
Musa acuminata AAA Group (dessert banana) is the source of this 1593-nucleotide messenger RNA. RefSeq names its product eukaryotic translation initiation factor 5-like. Gene Ontology annotation, biological process: translational initiation; formation of translation preinitiation complex; formation of cytoplasmic translation initiation complex. Gene Ontology annotation, cellular component: cytosol. Bases 2 to 1366 code for a protein of 454 amino acids. The record is from RefSeq and is a predicted model, not a curated record. Gene Ontology annotation, molecular function: translation initiation factor activity; GDP-dissociation inhibitor activity; eukaryotic initiation factor eIF2 binding. NCBI's taxonomy places the organism in Eukaryota, Viridiplantae, Streptophyta, Magnoliopsida, Zingiberales, Musaceae. The transcript has a single exon.